Molecule: messenger RNA, 912 nt
Organism: Meyerozyma guilliermondii ATCC 6260
Lineage: Eukaryota; Fungi; Ascomycota; Pichiomycetes; Serinales; Debaryomycetaceae
Exons: 1
Coding region: 1-912 (303 amino acids)
Source: RefSeq, a predicted model, not a curated record
AUGUUCGCUGCUCUAAGCCCAUUCAUAUUCAGUAGUUCGGUGCCAUUGUGGGAUAAACAGGGAUGUGAAGACACUGGUUUGGAUCUUGCAAUGAAACACAAAUCAGCACCUACGUGCUUCGUGAGCUCGGGUGCAAAUUGUGAUGUGGGUACUAAAGAACUAAACAAAACCACGAAACUGAAGCUGGGCUCUGUAAAAGCUGUGGAAACCCUGAUUAGUCCCAUAUCUGCAAAUAUUUCUCCCGAAGAGUCCACCAGCUCCAGUUCAAAUCGGGUUCGAAAUUUAUGGAUAAGUCCAUCAACUCCACCUGAAAUGCACAAUUUUGGUCCUAUAUACCCCAGUACCAUCAUUGGUGAACAAAGCGUUUCCGUAGAAGAGACCAUUGAUAAUUCAAGAAGAACAAAAGGAACAACCGUGAGCCCGCUUCUUCGUGAAUACUUAGAAUUCAACCUCCAACGCUGGCAACCAUCCGAAUCCCAAAAUGGAGCUACAACUCUAGAAGGAAACCAUCCGUACCAGGCAGACGAACCUAUGAACAAACAGGUAUCAAAUGGAGCCGUUCUGGUUUUCAAUUGGUUCAAACCUCCUCAGAAGCAACAAGUUGAAAUGGCUGCGAAAAUCCCACAACCUCCUCCUACAUGUGCCCCAAUUUCUGCUCCAUGCCUCUAUGGUUCUCAUAUCAUUCCUAACACUUCAAACUCGAUAAUAGCACCACAUGCUCAAUUCUCCACUUCGCCAGCUGAGGAAAAUGGUGCAGAGUCAAUAAUGCUGCACCAACCGGUUGCUCGCCAUUCACUAUCAUUAACUCCAUAUGGAUAUCCAAUACUCCAAAGUAGUCCAUUGGGGGACCAAUGUAGCGUCGACGACACAUCUUGCUAUCCAUCGUGGAUUGAAUCUCUUUGCCAAUGGUAA